Drosophila teissieri is the source of this 2103-nucleotide messenger RNA. Its product is annotated as glucose dehydrogenase [FAD, quinone]. The transcript has 2 exons. The record is from RefSeq and is a predicted model, not a curated record. NCBI's taxonomy places the organism in Eukaryota, Metazoa, Arthropoda, Insecta, Diptera, Drosophilidae. Gene Ontology annotation, molecular function: oxidoreductase activity, acting on CH-OH group of donors; flavin adenine dinucleotide binding. Bases 9 to 1871 code for a protein of 620 amino acids.
UCGCAACCAUGGAGAAGCUGCUGCUGUCCCAGCUUCUGUGUCUGCUCCUCAGCCCACUGAUCCCGCUGAUCCACUCCCAAAGGAGCAACUCCCAACUGGACGAACUGCGGCGACUGGGCCUGGGAAAUGUCGUCAAUGUGCCUUUCUUCAGCGAUGUGCCCCAAAGAAACUAUGACUUCAUCGUGGUUGGCGGCGGAGCAGCUGGCUGCACGUUGGCCGCUCGCCUCUCGGAGAAUCCCAACUGGAGUGUGUUCCUCAUCGAGGCCGGCGGCGUGGAGAACAUAGUGCACCAGGUGCCGCUGCUGGCGGCCCAUCUGCAGUCGACCGCCUCCAAUUGGGGCUACAACUCGACGCCACAGCGCCAUGCCUGCCGUGGCAUGCCCGACAACAGGUGCGCCCUGCCGCGGGGCAAGGUGCUGGGUGGCACCAGCUCCAUCAACUAUAUGAUCUACAACCGGGGCAAUCGCAGGGACUUUGAUGCCUGGGCGGCAGCUGGCAAUCCCGGCUGGAGUUACGACGAUGUGUUACCCUACUUUCUGCGGAGUGAGCAUGCGCAGCUGCAGGGACUGGAGCAGUCGCCGUAUCACAAUCGCAGUGGUCCCCUGAGUGUGGAGGAUGUGCGCUAUCGCUCGCGACUGGCGCAUGCCUACAUUCGCGCUGCCCAGGAGGCGGGUCAUCCGCGCACGGACUACAAUGGGGAGUCGCAGCUGGGCGUGUCCUACGUGCAGGCCACCACACUGAAGGGCAGAAGGCACAGUGCCUUCCGUGCCUACAUCGAGCCCAUACGAUCCAGGCGUCGCAAUCUGCACAUCCUCACACUGGCCAGAGUCACCCGUGUGCUCAUAGAUGCAGCCACCAAGUCCGCCUACGGCGUGGAGCUGACCCAUCAGGGCAGAAGCUUCAAGGUGAAGGCCCGCAAGGAGGUUAUCCUAUCGGCGGGUGCCUUCAACUCGCCGCAGUUGCUGAUGCUGUCGGGGAUUGGGCCAGAGGAUAACCUCAAGGCCAUUGGCAUACCGCUGAUCAAGGCGCUGCCGGUGGGCAAGCGAAUGUUCGAUCACAUGUGCCACUUUGGACCCACCUUUGUGACCAACACCACGGGCCAAACUCUGUUCGCCGCCCAACUGGGCGCACCGGUGGUCAAGGAGUUCCUACUGGGCCGGGCGGAUACCAUCCUGUCCAGCAUCGGCGGCGUGGAGACGCUCACCUUCAUCAAGGUGCCAUCCGGCAAGAGUGCGGCCAGCCAGCCCGAUGUGGAACUCAUCCAGGUGGCCGGCAGCCUGGCCAGCGAUGAUGGCACCGCCCUGGCCAAGGGAGCCAACUUCAAGGACGAGAUAUACGAGAAGAUGUACAAGGAGCUGACGCUGACGCAGCAGGAUCACUUCAGCUUCCUCAUCAUGCACUUCAAGCCCGCCUCCGUGGGUCGCCUGUGGCUGCACAAUCGCAAUCCCCUCGAGUGGCCACGCAUCGAUCCCAAGUACUUCUCGGCCCCCGCGGAUGUGGAGCACCUACUGGAGGGCAUCAAGGAGGCCAUCCGCAUCUCCCAGAUGCCGGCCAUGCAGGCCGUGGGCACCAGACUGCUGGACAAGCCGGUGCCAGGUUGUGAGAGCCACGAGUUCGCCUCGGACGAUUACUGGCGCUGCUCCAUACGCACCCUGUCCUACACACUGCACCACCAGGUGGCCACCUGUCGCAUGGGCGCCGAGAGUGACCCCACCACCGUGGUCAACCAUCAGCUGAGGGUGCACGGCAUGCGGAAACUCCGGGUGGUGGACACCGGCAUCAUCCCCUUCCCGCCCACCGCCCACACGAAUGCAGCGGCCUUCAUGAUCGGGGAAAAGGCGGCGGAUAUGAUACGAUCCGACUGGAGUUGAUUAGCGGCAGAUGACGAGAGAUCAGCAUCAGAAACGGCGGCGAUUUAUGUAAAGGGGUUAAUAAAAUGCGAGAGGAAAGUUGGACAGAAAGCAAACGGGUCAAAACGACGCAAGUUGAAAGCAUUUGACAAUUCUUUAAUAUUCUAAAUGAUUUUUGACUACCAUACAUAAGUAAUCUAAAUUUCACUUGUAAAGGGCAUCAUAUUAUUUAAAUCUUAUUUCAAAUUCACAA